Messenger RNA from Silurus meridionalis, 3459 nucleotides. It is a transcript of the gene fsd1, whose product is annotated as fibronectin type III and SPRY domain containing 1. The record is from RefSeq and is a predicted model, not a curated record. Lineage: Eukaryota; Metazoa; Chordata; Actinopteri; Siluriformes; Siluridae. The transcript is spliced from 13 exons. Bases 255 to 1742 code for a protein of 495 amino acids. Gene Ontology annotation, molecular function: protein binding.
CAGUGUGUUUAAUGUUUUGUGUUUACAAAGUGAACUCGAAUAAAGCCUUGGCUCUUUUUCUAAAUGUAAAUGCAAAUUAACUUCCGGUUGCAGCAAUGACGUCACCCCGCACGUCGGAGCUCCGUGCUCCAUCGCGGCGUUUCCCAGUGAAACACCGGAGCGCCGCCGCAGGAUCCGGGAUUACAAAGAAGUAAACAAAUAAGACAAGAAAUCGUAUUUUUGAGGGUCCGACGCCGGAGACACGGUGCUGCACCAUGGAGGAGCAAAAGGAGUCUCUCAGAAAGAUGGUCAACACACUGGCGCUGAAAAAUGAGGAGAUCCAGAACUUCCUCUGUUGCCUGAAGCAAAAUUUGCAGAACCUAGAGGCAAACUCCACCCGUGUCCAGGAGGAUCUGGACUUGGAGUUUAAUUCUCUGCAUGCUGUUCUGGACGAGCUGAAGGAGGGAAUGGUGACCCAAAUCAAACAGGAACGAGCCAGUCGCACCUAUGAGAUACAGAAUCAGCUGAGCGCCUGUACAAAAGCCCUGGAGAGUUCAGAGGAGCUGCUGGAUGUGGCUAAUCAGAUGCUCUGCUCCUCCGAGACGGAUGGCUUUGGUCAGGCGGCUAAAGACAUAAAGGAUAGUGUUACUAUGGCCCCAGCGUUUCGCCUCUCUUUAAAAGCUAAAGUGAGUGACAGUAUGAGUCACCUUAUGGUGGACUUUACUCAUGAGCGUGAGAUUCUCCAAGCCAUCAAAUUCCUCCCAGUUCCUGCUACUCCGGAGAUUCAGGAGUCUGAAUGUCAGGUGUGUGAUAACUCCAUCACGGUGAUCUGGACUUUACCAGAACCGGACUCUAAAAUCGACCACUACAUCCUCGAGUACCGGCGAACGAACCACGAGGGACCUCCACGCGCUCGGGAGGAGCAUCCCUGGAUGGUGGUGGAGGGGAUUAAAGAGAUGGAGUACACACUCACAGGUCUUCGCUUCGACACACGUUAUAUGACGUUUCGGGUAAAAGCAUGUAAUAAAGCUGUAGCAGGGGAGUUCUCCGAGCUGGUUACUUUGGAGACACAUGCAUUUGUGUUCAAGCUGGAUGCGGGUUCGUCCCACCAGAACCUGAAGGUGGAGGAUUUGAGUGUGGAGUGGGACAGCAGCGGGGGCAAAACGGUGAUCCAGGACAUCCGCAAGGAGAAGAACAGAACAAGCUCUCCUAUGCACUCUCCAGCCAGGACAGCCAUGAUGUCUCCAAAGAGAGCGCUUUCAGCGCGUGUGGGUCGAGACCGUUUCACGGCCGAGUCCUACACUGUUCUGGGUGACACCAUGAUUGACUCAGGGCAGCACUACUGGGAGGUUCGGUUCGAUAAAGAGAGCAAGACAUUUGCGGCGGGCGUGGCACUGCGAUCUCUCGGCCGAUUUGAUCAGUUGGGCAAGAGCAGCGCCUCGUGGUGCAUCCAUCUCAACAACUGGUUGCAGCAGAGCCUCAGCGCCAAGCACAACAACAAGGCCCGCACCCUGGACUGCCCCAUCCCCGAGCGCAUGGGCAUCUACUGCAACUAUGAUGAGGGCACAGUGUCUUUUUACAAUUCCAAAAACAAAACACUCAUGCAUACAUUUAGGACCAAAUUUCAGCAGCCGGUUAUUCCAGCUUUUAUGGUGUGGAACGGGAGUUUCUCGGUUCAGACGGGUCUGCAGGUUCCCACCAUAGUGCAGUGCGGCCAGAAAAGGAGCAGCAAUGCCAGCAGCUCCAAUGCCAGCCUUACCUAGACCUCCCCUCACCCUCCUCCACCCAUCUUCCUCCACCGCUUUGUAGGACUGUCGUCUGUCACUCUGGCUUUUAGUGGCAGCGGAAAGAAAUACCCAUGUUUUUACUCCCUUGUUUAGCAAUGGAGAGGAAAAAAGAAGCAUUAGCUCUCUGUGCCUUUUAGCUUUCUCAUUACGUCCAUGAACAUGUAAGGCUUCCACACAGCAAUGUGACCGUAAUUCAUUUUCAGGGUUUUGUCACAUCUUCUGUGUCACUCAUUAUGAAAUCGAGGUGACAUUUAGGCGGUUUAAAACUAACAUUUUCCUACACAUGCACAAAAACUGUUGAAUAUCAAUAAUCUUUGUGUAUAUGAGGAGAUAUUUAAUACGACAUUUGUUUUAUGCAGUAUAUAUUAACGAGGGUUUCUGUGUAAAUGUGAGAGCAUUUUGUCAGAAGUAAAACUAAUGCGAGUGUUUGAGCAAAUACCGGUGCAGCUUUUGUGGGAACGUCUGAGGUAAAAAUGCAAAUGUAGAAGCAUUUUGAAGGUGUGUGUGUGAAGAAAAAUUGUGGAUGCAAUUGUUUUUGUGUGAAUGUUGUGGGCAUUUCUGAGGUAAAAUUGUGAAGGGGACAGCGUUUUGUGAGCAUGUGGGAUGUUCAAUCAUGAAAUGCAAGUAUUUUGUGGGUAUGUCUGAGGUAAAAUGUGUGAAUACUAGUGUUUGUGUGAAUAAGAGAGCAAUCUUUGGGUACAUGUUUGAAAUAAAUACUCUUACACCAUUUUAUGUUGUGAAUGUGAGGUUUUUUUUUUAUUUUGUGUGUGAAUGUCUACUUUUUGGGUUUGUCCGAGCAAAAAAUAUGAAUGCGAAACCAUUUUGUGCACGUGUGAUUGAAAUUUCCGAACGGGAGAGUUUUUGUGCAAACGCAAGAACAGGUUAUGGGUAGAUGUUUUAAAUAAAUGCUCUCGCAUACACACACAAUUUGGUGUGUGUGAAGGACAAAAAAAAACCUGACUGCCUAAAUGCCACCUCAGAGCAACCAAAAUAUAUAUAUAAAAACGUUUUUUUCUAUUGUCUGUUUAGCCAUUUAAACCAUUUUAGUCUUUUUGUGUUGCUUUGUUUAAUGCAUUUCUACACCAAAUGUCUUUCGUGGGCAUCUAAUUCUGCUGAAUGCUUUUUAAGUAAUAUCUGCGUUUUAUUCGGAAACAAUUUAGCACACUAACUUAAACUCUAGUAUUAAAAAGCUUCUUAUAGAAUACAUACAACAUUGUUGAGCCAGCAGAAGUCCAUACAGAGGAGUGGGAAGACACAAGAUGAAAAUUCUAUGUGUGUGUGUGUGUGUGUGUGUGUGUGUGAGAGAGAGAGAGAGAGAUGUACACCACAGUGUAUUGCUGCCUUUGUGAUGGCAAAGUUUUUACGCUUAUGACAAACAGGUCAUACUUGUUUUUGUUGCACAUAGAUGUGCGGGGCAAAGGUAAAAUAUUCCAGUUCCCUUCUCAGUUAUGUACAAUAUUUUAUCGUGUUUUUUUGGAUUACGUGCAUGGUGACCAUGUCACUAAACAUUACACGGAAAAUUACAAGAAGCGGUGAGGUGUUUGUGCUAACACCCGAUUGCAAUUUGCAGUAUAUCUAUGUAUAAAAACUAUUCAUGCUUUUAUGCUCAAACCGUAGUAUAAUAACACUGUAAAGUCCUUCAUUUUAUUCACAUUGUAAUCCUGUUCAAGAUAAUAAAACACUACGACUGAAA